AUUAAAUAGAUUUGUCAUGCCACAAAAACCAAUCAAACAUUUGCCAUCCACCUAUUACGACAGCACGUCGAAAGUCAACCCUGUUUUAGCUGCUUUUCAACAGGAAUUUGAAGAGUUCAAGAAAUUUGCUCUCAAAAGAGCAGAGGAGAAGGAAAGGGAUGCCCUGCCUGCAGAAGAUGUUUAUGCUAGAGGGUCAAAUCGGCUAUACAAACUCUGGAACUCGUACAUGCACCGUUUACCAAAAGAGUAUUUUAUCGAGAAGUUGAUGGAGCUUGGGGAUCUUUUGUGCAAUCAGCGGGAAUACGAUGUUGCUCUGCAUCAGUGCUACGAAAUGUACUUUGCAUUUACCAAAAUCUGGAUCCCUGAUGAGAAUUAUAAAAGCAUUGACACUCUUCUGGAAACAGGACACUUCACAUCAACUGUCAAUGACGCUUCGACGAUUCGAGCAAUAAUAGGAUCAGCUGCCUGUAAAUUCAGACUUGUAGUUCAAAGUGAUAAAUCACUUCAGUCGCGACAUUCGCUUGUGUUGAUUGAGAAACUUCUGCUUAAACUGAGAACAGCGUCUCAGAUAUGUCUACCACUCGAACGUCUAUGUUGGCUAGUCUACAACAGUACGAUUCACAUAUAUAACAUCUGUCGCUACCUUAUGAUCUAUGGCCACUCUCGCAUGGCUCUGGAAUAUCUGCUGUGGGCCAGUUGUUGUCUGGAAUCCUGCAUUCCUCUUCUCUCUAUCAGAUAUCUCACUUGGCGGUCCACUCUCUACGUGGCGGUGUGCCAGUGCUACAUGGAUCUUAAGGACCUCGUUCGCUCAGAAUCGUUUGCAAAGCGUGCCCUGGUGAAGAUAGACGAGCUGAACGAACUGGAAAAAUGCAGUGCGAGCAAGAGUGACGUCACAACUGUGCCCAUCUUCAGGGCGGCCACCAUCCGAGUGGGUGUAGUCGUGUUUCUCAAACAGGUGUAUGACUUCAAGAAGAGACAGCGUCUGAUGCCCAACAGACCCAACAAGAACAAGAGUCUCAGAGACAUCGCAAACGUUGGCAGUGGCGACGAAAAUGUGUGGCCGCGUACUGGCACUGAGAAGAUGUUGAACGAGGUGUUUGAUGGGUCUGCGGCCCAGUUUCUCACCAUCCUCGAAGUGGUCAAUGACCCCAACAGACGCAUGACAUUCACUCAGUCGCCCUCUAGCGAGCAGGACGAUGUCUGGGCUGAAGUCUACUCGGAGUUGUUCUUUGCCGGACAAGAAAUCAUCGCCGGAGGGGGCGGAGCUUCUAAGAUGCAGACGAGUCACGUGGGAAUAGGUAGUGUCACUCAAGUCAAAGAGACAACACUCAUGCAGAUGGCGUCCAGAGGUCUCGACGGAGUGACAAUUGAGAGCGUGAUCAAGUUUGUGAAGUUGGCCUACUGCUACGAACAGUGGGAUCCUCUCAUCGCUAUCUUGGAACCCACCAUACGUCUACUAGAGAGCGGAGAAGCUCACGUAGCCGAAUAUGUGCACGAAGCCCAAACGCUUCGCAUUAUAUCUGGUCUGGAACAGCUGCACGCGAAUGCGAGGAAACAUCGGAGGUUUCUGCUACUGCAGACGGAGAGUCAGGCCACCAUAGAGAAGGAGGGAGGGGACAUGCCUUCUACCUAUCAGCUGAACAAACAAGCUGCGGCCUCUAAGAAGCCCGACACACUGGAAGACUGGCUAGAAUUCUCAGCGAUUCUCCUCAAAUGCUUAGACUACCCAAAGGGUAGCGUGGAUGUGGACAUAGUGGUUGACAGUUGUCUCUACUUAUGGAGCAAGUGCAGACCUCUCUUUGCCAAGAUACAGACUGGAUCGACCGAUGUGUCCACUUACAUCAAGGCACUGCACAAAACUGAACAACCUCAGAAGAUGCUGCAACUGUUGUGUGAAGUGCAGGCAGUGAUGUGUUGGGUGGGUAUGAGUCAGGUGGACCCCCUCACUAUGGGCGACAUCUCCCUCAGACUGGCCUACGCACUGGAACUGGCCGCCAGCAGAUCGAACUCUCUUCUGAAGCCGUGGCACAUGCGUGGGUGGAACACAGUUUCUAUCCUGGAGAGUGCAGUGGAAAGUGUGGGGAGGGGGUUGGGGGACAUCUCCACUCACAAGGACGCCACCCUUUCCCCCACCCACUCCAGAGCACUGGCAGACACCACCUGGAUGAAGAUCAAAGCAGACAGUGGGGAAGAUAGUGAAAUAGAAAAAAGCGAAGAGAAGGAACCGAAAGCUGAAAAUGAAGUGUCUUCCGGUGGUGUUCCGGAGGAGCAUCGGAGUCUGGACAUCCGGAUCAACACCAUCAAUGACGUGCACUGCGAACUGUUGUUCCUCUACCACCGACUGUGCAUCAGAUUGGCCCAUCACCAGAAACUACAGCAGGAGAGGAUGAUGAGGAACGCACUCUACAAGACCAAGUCCAUCGAGGUGCAUUCGGAGAAGGACUUCAUCUCUGAGUUUGAGCAGAGAGUGAGGCCGAACCCCUUCUCAACUGUCAUGUUCCUCCUCGCCAGAGGGUACAUGUUACACAUUGGAAACCUCAACCCAACCAAGAUCGCUUCUGUUCUGGAGGAGGCUCUGUUUCUGUUGGACAAAAUCAAAGAAGACGAGGAAGACAUCUUCAACAAGAACCUAGCCCAACUAGCCAAUCAGAAGCCAGCAAAGACAAUUCCUCCUCCUCCUAUUCUCUUGAAGAGGUCUGCCACUUACAUGAUGCUCAAGCCAGGUCCCUUUGAGCCCUCUAGCGGCCAAACUGUGGCUUGGUACCGGAUCUUUGCCAAGCAAAUCACAGGUCCAGAUGCUAAAGUCAGACUGAACGACAAUUUACUGAACGGCACAGGAAUCGAGGUACCGACCCAGACAGCCGAUGAGUUCACCGUGCGUAACCUGAUGCCUGGGGAGAAGUACGUGUUCGCCUUCGCCGCCUAUUCGGCCGAGGGAACGUUGAUCGGAAACCACAUCGGGGAGUCCUCCAAGCCCAUAGUCGCAUACCAACCCUUGCCUGUUCUAACUGCUUACGGGUUCCUCGCUCAGGUGGCCUGUAUCACGUCCCAGUACAGAGUUGCACAGCAGGCCUUCAAGCACUUGUGGAACCAUCUGGUGCUGCCUCUGGACACCUCUUCUCACCUGGAGACAUACACUGUGUCCUGUCAGGACAAGGACCUCAAGAUCAACGUCUACAAGGUGGAUAUCGGCACAGUGAACAGGUCUUCGCCUGUGUUCCAGCGUCUGUUCCUUAUCAACCUGUUCACGAGUGUGGACGUGGCAAUUCGAGAUGGUACACUCUACUCCAACACCAUCUGUGACAGGGGACCGCCAUACAACCAACAAGUGAAGAGAUUGCGAGAAUGUGAGAAACUGCUGGUCGCUAUAGAACUAUCUGGCAUGCUCAAUGACGCCCCUCUCGCAUUCCAGGCCAUAGUUCUCUCCUAUGGCCUCAUAGUGCCCAUGAUCCAGAACAAACUACCGUCCGUGCCAGUUGCCCAGAUACUACUCCGCAUCCACGCUGUGUUGACGGAACUGCCAGCCAACCUUCGAAUUCGGAAACAGCAGUCGAUCACAGACUGUAUUUCUCACAUGAUAGCCUGUAUCACUUUUCAUACCGCAAGGCUGUUGCGAAUUUGGAAGCAGAAACCUCUCGCGCGUGAGAUAAAUUCAACGGGAAGGAAACUCCUCACGAAUGUGGAGAAAACAGCCGCUCAGAUUCACCAGGCUGAGUCCCCCCGAUCCGGAGGCGGCGCAGGGGGUGCGGGGGCUGGUAGUGCGAACGGAGGCGGAGGAUCCCAUCGCGACGAGGCUGAUGGCGAGGACCAGGAUCAGGACCAGCUGGGAGCCGAGGGGAAAGAAGAAGGCGACAACUUAGACGAAGAACGGAGCCAGGCUGGAGAUCCCGCAGCCGCGGCUCAAAGUGGAGCAGCGGGUGGUGAAGCCUCCGGAGCCGCGGGAGGAACAGGAGGUGGAGACGACAACACCGACAAAGGCAGUGUCGCUGGCACUCUCCGCGAGAAGGAUCCGGCCAGAAAUGUGACGAUCGGAGGUGUGGCGGCUCCUCGGAAGGCGCUGGAGGUGACCAAGCAGCCAGGAGGGGGGAGGGGGAAGAAAAGGGAUGCGGACCAGAGCGAUGAGUUGAGGGCACUUCAGGCGAACAUGCUGAGACUGUCUAGAAAUAUCCAACCAUCCGACGAAUUGUACGGAACUGAGGAUCCGAUAGUAUUGCACGCAUACGUGGCCAGUCUCCCCGCCAAGGCCGCCUACAAGGAAAUCAGCAAGUUCAAAAAGAAGCCUGCCUUCCUUCAGUUUCUUGUUCAGGUGGUGUCCAAAAGUAUUUCCGAAGGCAAGGCUACCGAGGCAUUGGACUGGUGUGACGAUGCAUUCUCGUGGCUCACCAGGCGUCAAGACCAGCUGAACCCCAGCAAAGUGAAGGGUAGACUAGGUGCAGCUGGUGCGCCUGCCAUGGGGUCCGUCGGCUUAGCCACCGGGGGCGAUCAGGACAAGAAGUACGGUGCCGUUGUUUCCGAGAUCCACCCAGGCCUUGCGACGAUGAAAGCAACUGGAUCUGCCGAUACCGAAGGUUCCGCUGGCGAAGCUGUGAAAGGGAACCCCACUUCCGGAGGCGGCGGAGAAGCGAGUGCGGCACUGCAAGUACCCGAGGUGGCGGCUGUUCCCUCAACCGCAGCUGCGAGUAACACCGACAGGACCAAAGCGGAGAUGGCGGCCGAGGCAAAGGCGAGAGUGCGACGGAAAAACAAGCUGUUGGUGCACUAUCGGAAGUAUCUGCCGCCGAUGAAUGAAGUAGAGAGGGCAUCGAGACUGGAGGCGGACGAGCCGGCCCUGGCUAAGUUGGAGAACAACUUGCCAGUCAUCUUCAGAACUCACCAGAGAAGGAGACGGCUGAGGAAGGUGUCUUUCGAGGAGUACCCUUGGAGAAGCCAGCUGAAUGCUCUGCAUGGAGUGUGUGUGUUCUCGAGUCUGAUGAAAAAACUGACCUUGUUCAAAGUGUUUGAGAGUGUUGAUACAGCCAGCAGAGUAUCCUUCCUGGACAUAGACUUGUUCACGCUUGACUCUGCCGGUCGCAUUGUUGUCGGAUGGCCGGGUGCCUCAGCGGGAGGGGGAAGCACCUCUAGGGGGGAGCAGAGAGACGGAGGGGACUCCACUCAUACACAUAGUACUGUGUUGUAUUUGGCAUCCAGACUUGUCAUUGGAGAAAUUGACUCAAACGACAAGGAACUUAACGGAAACACAGAGCCGCCAGAAGAUCCCCUUCAAGUGCCCACAAAUGCCAACAACACUCAGAGAGGAUCCAUUGAUGCCCCUCAAGGUCAAGGAGUGGACGAGAGGGGGGACUCUCCGAGGUCCAUCAGAUCGGAUGACAGUGACAGUGCGGGACCCCCACCACCCAUGAUGCCAGUGCCCCCUCCCCCUAAGCGGAUGUCUAUGUCUGUUGAUGUGUCCGACGGAAGAGCCUUGCCUGCUGGAACAACUGGAUCUAAUGGGGUCAAGGGGGGAAUUGGUGGCAACAAGAAGGGUGGAAAGAAGAAUCCUGCUGGCGCCAAUGCUGUUGCAGUGCCUGAGAAGCUGACGGCGAAGCAAGUGAAGGCGGAACUGGAGAGUAUGUUCCUCGCUUUCUCACGUAGUGUCAAUCUGGCGGAGCGUGGUGGUCUAUGGAUCCUGGCUCAGAACAACAUCAAGAUGCUCUGGAACAUCUACCAAUGUCUGUCUGCGCUCAUCUGCUCCUCCAAGUACACCUCCAUCCUCACAAUGGACACUCUGAGGAGCUGUGCUGCUCCGGUCUUUGUCCAGGUGUCUUUGGCUCUUCACUCUGUAUGUGUGGACAUGCAACUACAGCUGGACCAGAUAUUCGCUAAGGACAAGAAGCCCAAGAGAACUAUGGAAAGCAGUGUGUUUGGCACUCAAGAGGACGAAGUGGGCGGAUCCAAACUGUCCUUCGAAAAGAUAGCGGACGACCUCACUCUAUUUGAUGCCCGCUUCGCUUACAGGAUAUUCCUGAGGACUCUGGAGCUGUUGUUCUUCAACAAACAAUGGGAGACCAUGACAGACUUGGCAUUCAAGAUAAACGCCAUUACCAACUGUCGAUUUGUGGAGCAAGUCUCCCCUCUCCUGAUAUUCUCCCAGCACCAAGUGAUCCAGAGAGUGCUGGACCACAAUGGGCCAGACAUCCCCCAGCCCUCGUUCGCCCCCACCGCCCUCUCGCGACAACAGGUGUACUCGGAGAAGUACGAGUCGCCUGUGUUCCGAGUGAACUUGCCUCCGGGCGAAGAUGAAAACACGAACAGAAUGCAACUGAGACAGAUAGCGAAUGUUCAGGCUCCCUCACCUGUGCGUGCCCUGCAGGUGGCCAGCGUGCCCCUGGACAUAGAGGAGAGUGUUGCUGAAGUGGGCAGGGCCAUGGACCACUCCCAGUUCCUCUCCCACGCACUGAGACACGCCAGGCGACUACUCGCACUCUACAUGGCAGGACACCAUCUUGGUGGUGCCAAAGACCCAGCCGGCCAGUCUGGACUGACUCGAAGUGAGAGCCAGCAAGUGAGGAUAGAUGAAAACCCAGUUUAUGUGCCCACCCCUGUGCCGCAGGAGGUGAAGGGAGUCCGGUUCCAGAGACUGGAGGAGGUCCAGUUCUGUGCCAUCUCUCCCAACCAACUGGCUACUGUCAUCAAGGCAUACCAACAUGCAUCCGAUCUGCUCUCGGCGAAGAAAGAAACCGGGUGUCAGGUGCAGGCCCUUCAUGAACUGGGCAACCUCUACUUGCACCAGGGCAACUUUAGAGAGGCCAACAGAGUGUGGAGUGACGCCAUUGACAUCCUCUUCAGAAGCAGCGACGUAAUCAAGGACUGGAAAAAGGCUACCAGAUCCAGACUAGGCGAUAAAGAGACGUCUCAAGUCAUACUGGACAAGUGUGGCGUGUGGGGAAGUCUGAUGGUUGGCAUCCUGGUGUCCAAGAUAGCCCAGUACAUCCACAAGUCCAAAGUGGACUCCAAGCUAAACCUGCUCCAUUUCGCCACCGCAUGCUUUAAAGCUGUGUUCCGAUCCAGUCUUCCCUAUCCCUUGUCGGACAUAGACUACGCCUCCUACUCCAUCGGACCAGACUACACCACAGCAGUGGGAUCCAAGGCCAUGACAGAUCUCCUCCCAGGUCUGGACAUAACCUCGGACCAGUUCAGAUGCAACUCAAGGACACUGGUGUCUAGUCUGUUGUAUGUGGUCAAUGAGCUGGACAGGAAUAAUUUCCGACUCACGAGUCUACCUACAUUGACCUUGUGUGAGUUCAUCUGCGCCCAUGCCUGUCGUGACCUCAAACGAACUGUGCUCACCCGACUCACUAAGCGAAAGUGUAAAGGACACGUGAUUGACAUCUAA
Messenger RNA from Symsagittifera roscoffensis, 7372 nucleotides. RefSeq names its product cilia- and flagella-associated protein 54-like. Gene Ontology annotation, molecular function: protein binding. The coding region runs from base 17 to 7372 and encodes 2451 amino acids. Lineage: Eukaryota; Metazoa; Xenacoelomorpha; Acoela; Convolutidae. The transcript is spliced from 48 exons. Gene Ontology annotation, biological process: cilium assembly. The record is from RefSeq and is a predicted model, not a curated record.